CGAGGCGGUGGCCCUGGCGGCCAUGAUGAGGCCCCGCCUUUCCCUUACGGCUGCUGCUCCACUUCCCUACGCGGCCCGAGAUGGGGAAAUGAGGCAUAGAAAGAUGACAUAGUUUGCCCGAAGUCACGACCACUACCAAAGAACUACCGUGUAUAGUACGUGGUGAAGCCAGAAUUUGAACCUGGAGGGUCUGGCUCCACAACCUGCUCUAAAACCAUUGUACCUUGGCACCCAGUAGAAACAUCCAGGCUAUGCUAGAAUUAUACAUAAUUGAGUUUGACUAAAUUAAGAUAACAGAAAACAAGGCCAGAAAAAUACUGUGGGACCACUGAAGACAAUUUUGAGAGCUAAGUUAAGGAUCAUCUACCCUUUGGUGCAGAUAAAAAAGCAAGUAGCAAUUGGACAGGUAUUUACCAUAAAGAUGGUGUUCCAGUUUUUUGGGAGAAGAAUGGCGUUGAAACAGAUUUCCAGCAACAAGUGCUUUGGGGGAUUGCAGAAAGUUUUUGAACAUGACAGUGUUGAACUGAAAUGCAAAAUGAAAUUUGCUAUCUAUUUACCGCCAAAGGCAGAAACUGGAAAAUGCCCUGCACUAUAUUGGCUGUCUGGUUUAACUUGCACAGAACAAAAUUUUAUAUCAAAAUCUGGUUAUCAUCAAGCUGCCUCGGAACAUGGCCUUGUCGUCAUUGCUCCAGAUACCAGCCCUCGUGGCUGCAAUAUUAAAGGAGAAGAUGAGACCUGGGACUUCGGCACUGGGGCUGGAUUUUAUGUGGAUGCUACUGAAGAUCCUUGGAAAACUAACUACAGAAUGUACUCGUAUGUAACGGAGGAGCUUCCACAACUCAUAAAUACCAAUUUUCCAGUGGAUCCCCAAAGGAUGUCUAUUUUUGGCCACUCCAUGGGGGGCCAUGGAGCUCUGAUUUGUGCUUUGAAGAAUCCUGGAAAAUACAAAUCUGUGUCAGCAUUUGCUCCAAUUUGCAACCCAGUGCUCUGUCCUUGGGGCAAAAAAGCCUUUAGUGGAUAUUUGGGAACAGAUCAAAGUAAAUGGGAGGCUUAUGAUGCUACCCAUCUUGUGAAGGCCUGCCCAGGUACUCAGCUGGAUAUACUAAUUGAUCAAGGAAAAGAUGACCAGUUCCUUUCAGAUGGACAGCUACUACCUGAUAACUUCAUAGCUGCCUGUACAGAAAAGAAAAUCCCUGUUGUUUUCAGAUUACAAGAGGGUUAUGAUCAUAGCUACUACUUCAUUGCAACCUUUAUUACCGAUCACAUCAGACAUCAUGCAAAAUACCUGAAUGCUUGAAAAGCUUCGGAUAAGAGAAUCUCUUCAGGAUGAUAAAAUUGUACUAAACAGUCUGGCAAGGAAAAAAGAUUUUAAAACAUUGGAUUUUGUAGUGCCAAAAAUGCUUCAUUCUGUAGUUGAAUCACCCUCUAAAUAAAUAUAUCAAACCUG
Lagenorhynchus albirostris (white-beaked dolphin) is the source of this 1447-nucleotide messenger RNA. It is a transcript of the gene ESD, whose product is annotated as esterase D. Gene Ontology annotation, cellular component: cytosol. Bases 422 to 1297 code for a protein of 291 amino acids. The record is from RefSeq and is a predicted model, not a curated record. The transcript is spliced from 12 exons. NCBI's taxonomy places the organism in Eukaryota, Metazoa, Chordata, Mammalia, Artiodactyla, Delphinidae. Gene Ontology annotation, biological process: formaldehyde catabolic process. Gene Ontology annotation, molecular function: S-formylglutathione hydrolase activity.